AUGGCUCAAGUGAUUGGACGGAAUUUGAUUCGUAGAAGAAGAAAUUCAUCAUCCGAGUUUAUUGCUCACAUGCAGAAAUCUGCACCGAAGUUGGAUCUUGUCAACGCAAGAUUCAAGCUGCGCGCAGAUGUUGACAGGCAAGCGGACAGCUUCUCCAACGCGUUCACAAGGACGUCAAGCGGGAGCUUCUCCAACGCGUUCACAAGGACGUCAAGUGGGAGUGGAAUCGUUAACACCAAGAGUCUCUUCGAUUUCGCCGUGGUCAAUACAGCAACUAGAAACCUUUCCGCAAGAGGACAGCGAUUUGAUUGGAUCGUUUUCCCGUCGAGUCAAUCACAAGCCACUACCGCACAAGCCUUGGUGCCACAUAUCGUGGUCAGUCGGUCGAUCGAUUGUUGGGGUAGCAUGAUCUCAGAUGGCACCUACGCUGCCAUUGAGCUGAGAACAAGGGCACAUACUGGUAGUGCAAUCGACGAAUACGGAAACUUCAAGACAAGUCGCAUGAAGGAUCAGACACAGACUUUCAUGUUCGGUCAGUUGUAG
Guillardia theta CCMP2712 is the source of this 543-nucleotide messenger RNA. RefSeq lists its product as hypothetical. The coding region runs from base 1 to 543 and encodes 180 amino acids. The transcript has a single exon. Lineage: Eukaryota; Cryptophyceae; Pyrenomonadales; Geminigeraceae. The record is from RefSeq and is a predicted model, not a curated record.